Messenger RNA from Meloidogyne enterolobii, 590 nucleotides. Lineage: Eukaryota; Metazoa; Nematoda; Chromadorea; Rhabditida; Meloidogynidae. The record is from the annotation of a GenBank genome assembly.
AUGAAUAAUAAUAAAAUAAUUUAUGCUAAAUUAUUUUGGAUAUUUUUUGUCUUAUUUCAAAUUAUUUUGGCACAACAAGAAUUAGAUCAAUAUCGCCAACUUCAUUGUUCUACACCCGAUGGAUUGACAAAAGCUGGCCCGGAUUUAGCAAAAUGCCGUUUAAUUUUAAAAGAUAAAGAAAUUGAAAAAGGAAGGGAGGCACCGACAGAUGAUUUGGGGUGUUUUGCUGCUAAUGAAAAAUUGAAAGAAGAAAUUAAUGCAAAUAAUAAUAAAAAAACAAAGAAAGCAUUAAAUACUAACCAAAAACAACAAAAAAGAAUUAUUUGUAAUUUGGCAUGUCCGAAUGCUUCUAUUUGGUUUCACAGCCCUAUAGAACAGGGACAUAAAGCUUGUUUUAAAGGACUUGGUUAUGGGGUAUUUUUUUUGGAUUUAAAUAAAUCUAAAUUGAAUGAAUUUUAGUUGGAGGAAAGAGAAAAUGAAUGGUAAAUUUAAUUCUUUUUGGAAUUUUAAUUUUUUAAUGGUCGAAAAAAAGAAAAAUAAUUAUAUAGUUAGAGAUAAAAUAGCGAAAGCUGGGCCUAAGGCUAAAGUAA